CUUUUCAGUGAUAAUAAAAUAGAAUAUUUUUACUAUAUCUUCUUUUAAGACAUUCUCCAUUUUCUCCAUUUUGAUUCACUUGCAGAGACUCUUCCAUAGAUAUGGUGGUGACCCUCUUGCAGUUCCAUCUAGCUGUUGCAUCUUUAUGAUUUUACCUGCCACUGCUUUCCCGUUCAGAGGGCUUGUGAUUGUUCAACUACAUAUUCAACGGCAUUUAAGUUAGAACUUAGAAGUGGUGUCUUGAAAGGACCCUAUCUUCAUUGCAGCAAUGAAAGGAAAGAACAGGAGAAGUGGUGGUGCUAUUCAGAUGGAAUACCUCAUUCACAUUCAGGAGAUUAAGCCUUGGCCCCCAUCACAGUCUCUAAGAACCCUUCGUUCUGUAUUGAUACAAUGGGAGAACGGUGAACGCUAUUCGGGGUCUACCGGUCUUGUUUCGCCGUCCCUUGGUCCUAAUUCUAGCGCUGGUGAGGGGAAACUUGAGUUUAAUGAGUCAUUUAGGCUUCCUGUGACUCUGUCAAGGGAUGUAUCUAUACGAAAUAGUACUGCUGAUGUGUUCCAGAAGAAUUGCUUGGAGUUCCACUUGUAUGAGACUCGAAGAGAUAAGACUGUUAAAGGGCAGUUGCUGGGGACUGCCAUCAUAGACUUGGCAGAUUGCGGCAUACUUAGGGAGACCUUGAGCAUUCGCACGCCGUUGAACUGCCAGAGGAACUACAGAAACACAGAUCCGCCGCUUUUGUUCAUUCAGAUUGAGCCUGUUGAAAAGAGUCGCGCUAGGUCCUCAUUGAAGGACAGCUUGUUGAAGGAGGUGCCUAAGGAAACUAAUGACAGGGAAUCUGUGUCAGCAUUGAUGAAUGGAGAGUAUGCUGAGGAAGCUGAGAUUGCCUCUUUUACUGAUGAUGAUGUUUCCUCUCAUUCGUCUGCGGCUGCAGUCACUACUUCCUCUGAGUCUAGUGCGUGCAUGCCUCCGGAACAUGAAGAGAAUGGACCAUCUCAAAACAGUGGUAGGAAUGACAAGGAGCAUCACUUGGCAUCAGAGACAAGAGUUGAAAAGUUGAAUAUCAUGCAACAAGAUGCAUAUGAGAGACUGGAGAGGAGUUCUUCCUAUGUGUCAUCUAUGGAUGUGUCCUCUGAGGUUGGGAGUCCAGUAAAUGGUCAUACGUCUAUGACAAGCACUCCCAAUCAUAAAUCAAUGACAAACCCAAAGCAGGUUGCUUCUUCAAAUGCUAAUUCUUCCCCAACCUUGGAGGAAAAUUCUAAGAGCAAGUCCAAAAGCUAUGAUCAUGAACAUUUGGACCAAGAGGACUUUGAAAAUGUUGCCAAUUGUAGAAAUAUGGUUACGGGUGUUCAAAUAAACAGUAAAGAAAGUGAUUUUGACAUGUAUUCUAGCAAUGCUACAUCUCUAGAUAGUAAUGGCCUUGUGGACAAGAAUCCAAGCUUUGGUUCAGAAACAAAAGACAAAUUAAGUGAGAGAUGCGAGGAAGCUGACAAAUGUUGUCUGAAGGAGGGGGCAGGUGAUAAGCAUGGAAAUGAAACGUUUCAUUAUGAUAAGCCAUACCAUUUUGAAGAUGAAUCAAUGGCACAAGAUGCAAAAGAUCCUGUUCCAUUGAGUAGCAAUUCAUAUUCUUUAGGUGGGUCAGAUAAUGGUAUGAAAGGUAAUAUUCUGAAAAAUGAAAGAUUAAAGCAUGUGAAGUCUGUAAGGUCAUCAGCAGACUCAGCCAGGAUUAUUGGGUCACUUGGUAGCAAUCAUCUUGGUGAAGUAAAGGAAAAUGGUGUUCAUGGAGAUGCCCAAAACAGUGGAGGGAACAUCAGAAGCAUUGAUAGAAAAGAUGCCAAGAUUUAUCCAAGGGAAGCCAGAAAUGCCAUUUUAGACAGCAAGGUUGAGCACUUGGAAAACAAGAUAAAGAUGCUUGAAGGAGAGUUAAGAGAAGCUGCUGCUAUUGAGGCUGCUUUAUACUCAGUAGUGGCCGAGCAUGGAAGCUCCAUGAGUAAGGUUCAUGCUCCAGCAAGGCGCCUUUCCAGGCUGUAUCUCCAUGCUUGUAAAGAAAAUCUACAAGCAAGAAGGGCUGGGGCAGCUAAAAGUGUUGUUUCAGGAUUAACCCUUGUUGCUAAGGCAUGUGGAAAUGAUGUCCCAAGGUUGACAUUUUGGUUGUCUAAUUCUAUUGUGCUGAGAACAAUUAUAAGCAAAACUACCAAAGAGAUGACAGCAUCUAAUCCUGCUGGGACUAGUACAAGAAGGAAGAAUGGAGAAGGGAAUGGCAAGAUGACACAACCAUUAAUAUGGAGGGGGUUCUCUCCUAGGAAAAGCGAAAAUACAGUUUUUGAAUAUGGAGGCAUAAGUAACUGGGAUGACCCAAAUGUGUUCACAUCAGCAUUGGAAAAGGUGGAAACUUGGAUCUUUUCACGCAUUGUGGAAUCCAUUUGGUGGCAGUCUUUGACUCCACAUAUGCAGCUUUCUGAUGCAAAGGUCACUCGUAAGGAUUCAGUGAAAAACUAUAAAAAUAUGCCUAGCUCAUUUGAUCAAGAGCAGGGAAAUUUAUCGCUAGAUAUUUGGAAGAAUGCAUUUAGAGAAGCCUGUGAAAGGCUUUGUCCAAUCCGAGCCGGAGGGCAUGAGUGUGGCUGUUUGUCUCUGCUGCCUAGAUUGAUAAUGGAGCAGUGUGUGGCAAGAUUAGAUGUUGCUAUGUUCAAUGCCGUUCUUCGGGAAUCUGCCGAUGAUAUUCCAACAGAUCCUGUAUCUGAUCCCAUCAGCGAUCCCAAGGUUCUCCCCAUUCCACCUGGCAAAUCAAGCUUUGGAGCUGGUGCCCAGCUAAAAACUGCGAUUGGUAACUGGUCUAGAUGGCUGACUGACCUAUUUGGUAUGGAUGAUGAUGAUUCACUUGAGGAUAGAGAUGAUGAUGACCUUCACAGUAAUGAUGGAAGUCAAAAUACAUCCUUCAAGUCCUUCCAUCUUCUUAAUGCAUUGAGUGACCUCCUGAUGCUUCCUAAGGAUAUGCUGUUAAAUGCAUCCAUCAGGAAAGAGGUGUGCCCAAUGUUUAGUGCAUCGCUAAUUAAGAAGAUUCUAGACAAUUUUGUCCCUGAUGAGUUUUGCCCUGAUCCAAUUCCCAACGAUGUUUUUGAAGCUCUGGACUCUCAGGAUGAUCUUGAAGAUGGAAAUGAGUGUAUCAACAACUUCCCAUGCAAUGCAGCUCCCAUUGUAUAUUCGCCUCCACCAGCAGCUACUAUUACAAACAUUACUGGGGAGAUUGGAAGUGGAUCUCAGCUGAGAAGAAGCAGAUCUUCGGUUGUCAGAAAGUCAUAUACCAGUGAUGAUGAGCUCGAUGAAUUAAAUUAUCCAUUAUCUUUAAUAUUGACUAGUGGCUCCUCACCAGCAUCAACAAAGCACAAUUGGAAGUGGAAAGAAAGUCGCGAUGAAUCUGCCAUCAGAUAUGAGCUCCUUAGGGAUGUUUGGAUGAACAGUGAAUGACGUUUUGCACAAAUUAGAUGUCACCUUUUUCCUGUAACAUUUCUCGGGGGUCACUGUAAAAAGGAAGAUAAAUAUACUCUAGGUUUAACAGAGCAAAAACACCAAGUAUUGAAAAUGAGAUGGUGAAAAUAGCAUGCAAUGCAUAUAAAUAAUGUUCUAGUCUUCGCGUGUAUCGUACAAUAAGGUCAUGUGAGUUAGAUUAAAUUCUGAAUGGUUUAUUUAUGUGAUUGGUUUCAGAUUC
Molecule: messenger RNA, 3701 nt
Organism: Cajanus cajan (pigeon pea)
Lineage: Eukaryota; Viridiplantae; Streptophyta; Magnoliopsida; Fabales; Fabaceae
Source: RefSeq, a predicted model, not a curated record